UACUAUAUAGUCAUAUUGCCUCACUGAAAAUCGGCGAUUGCAUGCGGAAGAUUGCACUUGUUAAAGGGCGGCGUGACCGUGAGCAGCCAGAUGGCUCUUUUCUAACCCGCACUCACCGGCACAGAAGCUCGCGGACGCCCCCCCUCCCCGCAUAUUAACGGAAGUGAACAUGGCGGCGCCCUUGGUCCGGCUCUGCGGGAAGCUGCAGGUCGGCAGGUACCUGCCCCGGCCGUGGACAGCCAGUUCAUGGAGGUUGCAGCACGGCGGCGCGUCGGCGACGGCGGAAAGCGAGCGGGCCGCCGCUGCUGGAAUUCCUCACCCUCCGCUACAGUUCUUCUCAGAGGAAGAGAUCAUGAUGAAGGAGGCGGUGAAAAAGUUUGCACAGGAACGCAUUGCCCCACUUGUGUCAAAGAUGGAUGAGAACUCAGCCAUGGAUGAGACCAUGAUAAAGGAGCUAUUUGAACAAGGGUUAAUGGGCAUCGAGAUUGACCCUCAGUACGGAGGUACUGGCUCCUCAUUCUUCUCCUCCAUCCUGGUCAUUGAGGAGCUGGCGAAGGUGGACCCGUCCGUGGCGGUGCUGUGCGAUAUCCAGAACACGCUUAUCAACACGCUGCUGGUCAAACUCGGCACGGAGGCCCAGAAGCAGCGCUACCUGACCCGACUUUCCACAGACAUGGUGGGGAGCUUCUGCCUGUCGGAGGCGGAGGCCGGCAGCGAUGCGUUCUCCCUGAAGACCCGCGCAGAAAAGCAGAAGGACUACUAUGUCAUCAACGGCUCCAAGAUGUGGAUCAGCAACGCGGAGCACGCGGGAGUGUUCCUGGUGAUGGCCAAUGCAGAACCCUCAGCCGGUUAUCGGGGUAUUACCUGCUUUAUAGUGGACAGGGACACAGAGGGGCUGCACAUCGGGAAGAAGGAGAACAAGCUGGGCCUGCGUGCCUCCUCCACCUGCCCGCUCACCUUCGACGACGUCAAGGUCCCAGAGAACUGCGUCCUGGGGAAGGUGGGCCAGGGCUACAAGUACGCCAUCGGGAUGCUGAACGAGGGCCGCAUCGGCAUCGCUGCCCAGAUGCUGGGCCUGGCUCAAGGCUGCUUCGACCACGCCGUCCCCUACACCCGCCAGCGCGUUCAGUUUGGCAAGAGAAUCUUUGACUUCCAGGGAAUGCAGCACCAGAUCGCGCAUGUGGCCACGCAGCUGGAGGCUGCGCGGCUGCUGACCUACAACGCGGCGCGGCUGAAGGAGGCCGGGAGGAACUUCAUCAAGGAAGCCUGCAUGGCCAAGUACUUCGCCGCAGAGGUUGCGACUCUGACGACGUCAAAGUGCAUUGAGUGGAUGGGUGGGGUGGGGUUCACCAAAGACUACCCCAUCGAGAAGUUCUAUAGGGACUGCAAGAUCGGCACUAUUUAUGAAGGCACAACCAACAUACAGUUGACAACAAUGGCCAAGUUCAUCGAUCAGGAGUACAACGAUUAAACUGCUGUCAUACACUGUCCUGGUUUACAGAGACUGUCCCGUUUGUCAGUCUGGUUCUAGAUAUGACAUAAGCAUUUUGAACUCACAAUAGAGAGUAACGCUGUUCCUUGUAACAUUUCUGUGCUGCAGGUUUCAUUAUGAAUAUUGUUUGGAAGACCCUUCUUAACGUGGGACAUGCUAUAAUGUAGCAUUGAACUUGCCUGUUUUCCCAGUUCACCAGUGUGUCUAGAUCAUGCCGUACAUUACAUUUUACAGGGUCUUGAGGGCAUCACACACCCUGUACAGUUAUUCAGUGGGUACGUUGUCCACAGCAGUCUGCAUUUUGCUUGUUGGUGCAAUCAGACAUUUCCCUUCAAUUCCUUUUCCAGUUUCCAUAUCCAAUAAGUGCAGUGUUAACCACAUUAAGUGCAGGCUAAUGUAAGUGCUUAAUUUCAGCAGUUCAUCCUCCUUUCCCUUUAUGAUUAAGUAACUGCACUUACCUUCCAAAGGUACAAAGGUAUAGCUGAGACCGUGUUACAGUCCCAAUAGCAGAAGCAGUAGCUUCCAUUGGAUGUUUCUGCAGCCAUCCGGAGCCCAAACCAUGUUCCUGUGAUCUGUGCUGUUAGGGGUAGGGGCUUUGUAUCAGCUGGUGACCAGGCAACAGCGGAUUCAGGUUAUCGUACAUUUUGGCAGAACAGGUGCCCUAAUAUGCUAAGGUAAGAUAUUGGACGGUAUAAAUGUGUAAAAUGGUAGGUUGCGCUAAUCAACUUUACAAAUUUUAAGAGCAGAUGUUAUAUUUGAGAUAAUGUGGUGCCUCAGGGGCAGAUGGACAUGAAAUGAACAACGUGGCAUUCCUGAGGUUUCUUUCAGUAAUCUUCUCCUUGAGAUUUCAUCUCCGACCUUCUGGUGAGUUCUUUCAUAUUUCUUCCCCUCUGGAGUUACUCUAUUCACUGGGAGCACAAAUGUACUGAUUUAUCCAAAGCAAAUUACAGUAGAGAGAAUGGUUAUAAUUAAUGGGUACUCUAUUGGAUUUGAACCCACAACUUCUGCACAAUGCCCUAUUACAGAAUGAGCUACAGAAGGUGUGAGCCUUACCAUUGAGAUCUUUACCUUCUAGCUGCCAUUCUCGUUGUUUCUGAAGAACACGUGCCUUGCACAAGACCGUCUGUGUGAAGCGGUAUGUCACAUGUAUUUAGGGUCCUGUCCCACCUUAGUAAAUUUAAACAAGGUAACAGUUCAUUUGCACAGAGCUGAGGUCAUUUUUGCUGUUUACUGGUGUAAUAACAGCAAAUUUCUUAAUGAUGUUUCUGGUUGAGUUACUAAAAUCAUUUUGGCAAUUUUUUUUUUAAAAAGUGUGUCCAUUUUAAUAUAAUUCAAUUUUAAUAUAAUAUAUUCCGAAACGGAAUAGGGCAUUAAACCUACACCCUGUCUCCACUGAAAGACUUGGGGAGAUAUAUUGUUUAAAAUAUCAUUAAUAGAUGGGGCAGUGGUUGCCUAUUGUUUAGGGAAGCGCACUUGUAAUCAAAAGAUUGCGGAUUCAAGUCCCCAACCAGCAAAGUACCCUGAGUGAGCCCCCCCAACACUGAAUUAGCUGCCCCCUGUUAUGUCAUAAUGUCACAUAUGGGUUAAACACAGGACACUUUUUGUUGCCAACAAUAUCAACUUUAAUAAAUAAUAAAUCAUAGUAA
Molecule: messenger RNA, 3138 nt
Organism: Paramormyrops kingsleyae
Lineage: Eukaryota; Metazoa; Chordata; Actinopteri; Osteoglossiformes; Mormyridae
Gene: acadsb
Product: acyl-CoA dehydrogenase short/branched chain
Cellular component (GO): mitochondrion
Molecular function (GO): flavin adenine dinucleotide binding; acyl-CoA dehydrogenase activity
Source: RefSeq, a predicted model, not a curated record